CUUGAUAGGAUUAAAUGUUCAAGCCGUGACUGUGGAAAACAUGACAUCAACCAUGACAGGUGGUAGGAUCAUUGUCCAAGCCACAACUACUGCCAUCAUAGGUGGAAAAGGCCUAGCAGGACCUGUAGUCAGCAUACUGGGAUAUCAAGUACAUGGGGAAGUAACCCUGAAAAUUGGUCUUUCCACGAGCAACACCCAGUGUGUCAACCUCCAAGUCCAGGACAAGGACAUCAAGGUCAACAAAGUGUCUCUUCAGAUAGUGGAAACGCUCACAGGUACUUUGUCAGGGACCAUCCCUGUGCCUCUGCCUUUGGACAACAUCAUUUCUCAAUUGUUGACAGUCGCUAUGGAAGAAAAUUUUCAAGAAUCAGAAUCGUGUGACAUUGAGUUCGGUGAUUUCAACGAAUGCAAGAACUCUACUGGCUUGUUCAAGUAUGAAGUUAAAAGCUCCAGGAUUUCCACACGAGGUCUUUCUAUCUCCUACUGUGCUAAAGCCCUCUUUAGCAGUGGUACAGUUCCUGUGCCUGGAGGUCCCCUGUCACCAGAUCCUAAAAAUGCCAACAUUUCCUUAACUCUGUCUUCUAAGUUUCUCAGAGUAAUUGUCACUCAAAGUGCCAAGCAGAGCUCUGUCAAGAUGAAUAACCUGGCUGCAGGCAUCACCAAAAUAGUCUACUCCUUCCAGUCAGGAAACCAAAUCCAAGCCACCUGCUGGGUCACUGUGGAAAAGGAUGGUGAUAGUUUUGCUACUGGGAAAACGAUCUUGAUCCUCUCCCAUGACUGCAGGAUUUUGAAAGACAAACUGAUACCAGACAUCAAGGUUGAGAGCUCUGAACACUCGGUGACACCCCCUGAGGCUGAGGAUGAGGUGCAAGAUAUAAUGUCCGUGGUUCUGAAGAAAUUUUUGUCUGCCGUUAACGAACUGACAAGUAUAUGGAAUGUGCCACCAGGAAUAACCUCAAAUCCUCUAACCAAAGCCAAGGUUGAAGUACUUAAAUCGGUAAGAGAGAAAUAUAAGUAUUUCCCUUUUGCACUAAGGCCUACUCUGUACUUCAUUCACAGGAAUACGAAUGGGGCCAGUGGGCCUCAGCCUCAGUCUGUUCCAGGCUGCCUUAUCAGCUUCAAUCAAACUCCCCACUCUUUCCUAGGUGGAUUCAUUGCCUACUGUCCCUUUAGUCGCAGGUCCUAAAACUGAGACACUCUUGGUUAUAUGCAGGCAAAUAAUCUAUCCAUCCCCAUGAGGACUCUCAUACUUUUCUGACUAUGCCUCAGUCUCUUCUUUGGAA
Molecule: messenger RNA, 1283 nt
Organism: Lontra canadensis (Northern American river otter)
Lineage: Eukaryota; Metazoa; Chordata; Mammalia; Carnivora; Mustelidae
Product: vomeromodulin-like
Biological process (GO): sensory perception of smell
Source: RefSeq, a predicted model, not a curated record